Molecule: messenger RNA, 975 nt
Organism: Phyllostomus hastatus (greater spear-nosed bat)
Lineage: Eukaryota; Metazoa; Chordata; Mammalia; Chiroptera; Phyllostomidae
Product: olfactory receptor 11H7-like
Exons: 1
Coding region: 31-975 (314 amino acids)
Biological process (GO): G protein-coupled receptor signaling pathway
Cellular component (GO): membrane
Molecular function (GO): G protein-coupled receptor activity; olfactory receptor activity
Source: RefSeq, a predicted model, not a curated record
UCUCUGUCUUUUCUCCCCAGUCUAGGAACAAUGAAUAAGUCAGGGGUAUCUACUGUGACACAGUUUGUCUUGUUGGGCUUUCCUGGCCCCUGGAAAAUGCAAAUUAUCCUUUUCUCAAUGAUUUUGUUCAUCUACAUCUUGACUCUGACUGGAAAUAUGACCAUCAUUUGUGCGGUGAAGUGGGACAGCAGACUCCAUACCCCUAUGUACAUGCUCCUGGCCAACUUCUCCUUCCUAGAGAUCUGGUACGUGACCUGCACAGUCCCCAAUAUGCUGGUCAAUUUUUUUUCCAAAACCAAGACCAUAUCCUUCUCCGGUUGUUUUAUUCAAUUUUACUUCUUUUUUUCCCUGGGCACAACUGAAUGUUUCUUCCUCUGUGUCAUGGCUUAUGAUCGGUAUCUAGCCAUCUGCCAUCCACUGCACUAUUCCUCCAUCAUGACUGGACAGCUAUGUGCCAUCCUGGUGUCCCUUUGUUGGCUCAUUGGUUUCCUUGGAUAUCCAAUUCCUAUUUUCUUCAUUUCUCAACUACCCUUUUGUGGUCCCAACAUCAUUGAUCACUUUCUGUGUGAUGUGGACCCACUGAUGGCAUUAUCCUGUGCCCCUGCACCCAUCAUAGGACAUAUAUUCUAUUCUAUGAGCUCUGUUAUCAUCAUUCUCACCAUGUUGUACAUCCUUGGGUCCUAUAUCUUGGUGCUCAGAGCUGUGCUUCAGAUUCCUUCUUCAGCUGGGCAGCAAAAGGCCUUCUCUACCUGUGGAUCCCACUUAGUUGUGGUUUCUCUGUUCUAUGGAACUAUAAUGGUGAUGUAUGUAAGUCCUUCAUCUGGUAACCUAGCUGCUAUGCAUAAGAUCAUCACACUGAUAUACUCCAUAGUGACACCAGUCUUAAACCCUCUCAUCUACAGCCUACGCAACAGGGACAUGAAAUUUGCCCUUCGUCAGGUCUUUUGUGGAAUGAGAAUUACCCAAACAUCAUGA